Besnoitia besnoiti is the source of this 738-nucleotide messenger RNA. RefSeq names its product protease inhibitor PI2. The record is from RefSeq and is a predicted model, not a curated record. Lineage: Eukaryota; Apicomplexa; Conoidasida; Eucoccidiorida; Sarcocystidae. The transcript is spliced from 8 exons. Gene Ontology annotation, molecular function: protein binding. The coding region runs from base 1 to 738 and encodes 245 amino acids.
AUGAAGGGUUUUUCGUCCUGCGUUUUUGUGGGCGGCCUGGUUUUGCUCUCGGUCUCCACCGGCACACCCGUAGAUGCCGUGGAAAGCAACCAAAACGUGAAGACGGAUGCUGGAACCUCAAAUGACGAGGUCGACGCGACGGAGAAGGACGCGCCCGCGCCCGAGGAAAAAGUUUGCCUCUGCACGCGUGAAUAUCACCCCAACUGUGGCGAGGACGGUGUCACGUACUCGAACCCAUGCCUUCGCAAAUGCAAAGGUGUUGGCCUGCGCCACGAAGGACCUUGCGAGAAAAAGGGGCAGCGACUGAGACUGCGACGCCUCCAGGAGGUUGAUGGCGAGCAGGCGGAAGCGGACGAGAAGACAGAAGAUGAGCCGGAGGAAGGGUGCGCCUGCCCUUUCAACAUUGUGCCCAACUGUAGAGUGGAUGGCGUGACGUAUGCGAACCACUGCAUUCGCGAUUGCCUUGGUGUCGAACUGCUCCACGAUGGCGGCUGCGCUGAAGGCGAAGAGCCCGAGAAAGAGGAAGACCAGCCCGAGGAAGGCCCGGAGGGUGAAGGACUCGCCGCUGAGUGCAUCUGCCCGCUGAACUUGGUGUGGAACUGCGGCACGGACGGCCGAACGUACGGCAACCACUGCGAACGCGAAUGCCACAAAGUGGGACUGGAGCACGAGGGUCCCUGCAAGGGUGACGAGCAUCUGGACGUCGCCAUCCGGGAUGAUGCAGACGGUUCUGAGUAA